UUAAAAAGGAAAGCGGUGCAUAUCUUGUAUUAUAUGCUUUCAUAGUUUCAUCCUUCGUCUCCUUCACUUCAUUCUCUUACCUGAAAAAUCGAGGAUCAUCAGUCUUAAUCUUAGGGAAGAAGGGACAAAAUGCAUAUGGAAUUUGAAGACUAUAUAACCGAUCUCCCUCAAAGUAUUAUUGAAAUCAUACUAACAAAACUUCCACUGAGAGAAGCUGUAAGAACAAGUAUAUUAUCUUCUAAAUGGAGAUACAAAUGGGCUACACUUACAAAUCUUGAGUUUGAUGACAAAUGUGUAUCCGGGACCCACGAUAGAUCACUUGCAGAAACCAAUCUUGUAAAAUUUAUAACUCGGUUUCUUUUUCUUCAUGAUGGACCUAUCAAUAGAUUCUCUCUAUCUACAGCUUAUUUACAAAGCUCCCCUGAUGUAGAUCAAUGGCUGCUUUUCUUAUCAAGAAAAGAUGUUAAAGAAUUGCUUCUUGAGUUAGGUGAAGGCGAGUGGUUUAGAGCACCUUCAUGUCUUUUUUCAUGUAAAAAAUUGAUUCGAUUGGAGCUUGUUAGAUGUGAGUUAGAUCCUCCAUUAUCUUUCAAAGGGUUCCCAUAUCUUAAACACCUUAAUCUUCAACAAGUUCUUAUUGCUCCUGAAGCUGUUGAGAAUUUUAUCUCGGGUUGCACUCUUCUUGAAAGUUUGACUUUAUCAUAUUUUGAUAGUUUAGAACUCACAAUUCGUGCUCCAAAUCUAAAGUUUUUAAUCUUGGAAGGCGAGUUUAAAGAUAUAUGUCUUGAAAAUACUCCAAAAUUGGUUGCUAUAUCUGUUGCUAUGUACAUGACUGAUGAUAUUGCUGAACAUUUUGGUCAAAGUUCAAGUUGUAAUUUUGAUAAGUUUCUUGGUGGUGUUCCUUCUCUUCAAAGACUCAUUGGACAUAUUUACUUUACAAAGUAUAUGAGUAUAGGUAACACCUUUGGGAAAACAGAGAUGACAUACAAACAGCUAAAAGUUAUUGAAUUGUAUCAAGUAAGCUUUGAGGAUAUGAAAGAAAUAAUGGUGGUUCUUCGAUUGAUUCUAAAUGCUCCUAAUCUUCAAGAACUUCAAAUUUCGGGUUCAUCGAAUUCAACAUCUGCAACAGAAGCUAGGGAUUUGGAUUUCUGGGAGAAUGAAUGUCCUUUUGAGUGCAGAUUUGAAAGGCUGAAGAUGGUGAAGAUGACAGAUAUGUCUGGUGUUCCACAUGAGAUGGGAUUCAUAGAGCUUUUACUUGGGAGUUCACCUGUUCUUGAGACUAUGAGCAUCACUCCAAGUGUUUAUAUGACUGAAGGAAGAACAAGAUUUUUGAUCGAGUUACUCAGGUUUAGAAGAGCAUCAUCAGGAGCUGAAAUCAUAUUUCUUCAAGAUCAAGUGUAAAUCUUUACAACAUUUAUUAUCUCAUGAUUGUAACUUAUUACAUGCUGAUAUGCAAAUCAAAGACUUGUAUGGAUGUAUGAACUCUGUGUUGAUGGCAUUAAGGUCAUGGAGCUGAAAUCAUAUUUCUUCAACGCA
This is a messenger RNA of Lactuca sativa (garden lettuce), 1533 nucleotides long. RefSeq names its product F-box/FBD/LRR-repeat protein At1g13570. The record is from RefSeq and is a predicted model, not a curated record. Gene Ontology annotation, molecular function: protein binding. Lineage: Eukaryota; Viridiplantae; Streptophyta; Magnoliopsida; Asterales; Asteraceae.